Messenger RNA from Spinacia oleracea (spinach), 3042 nucleotides. RefSeq names its product phospholipase D alpha 1. The coding region runs from base 226 to 2655 and encodes 809 amino acids. Gene Ontology annotation, molecular function: D-type glycerophospholipase activity; calcium ion binding. Gene Ontology annotation, cellular component: plasma membrane. Lineage: Eukaryota; Viridiplantae; Streptophyta; Magnoliopsida; Caryophyllales; Amaranthaceae. Gene Ontology annotation, biological process: phospholipid catabolic process; phosphatidylcholine metabolic process. The record is from RefSeq and is a predicted model, not a curated record. The transcript is spliced from 4 exons.
UGGUACACUUAAGUUGACGUGCCCGGUGCCCGGUGCCCCAUCAAAAAUUUAGACAACCCUCUCUACUUUCACGGAUCACCCUUCUCACGUGCAAUCCACUUCCCAAUUUCCGAUCCCUUGACUAAUAAACAAACCACAUUCUCUUCACCUUCCCCCUUAAAUCAACGAAUUAUUGUCUGAUCUUUCAUCAUUUCAUCCGAUCUCAACUCUCUCAUAACCUGAAAAAUGGCGCAGAUAUUGAUGCACGGAACUUUACAUGUAACGAUAUACGAAGCUCAGGAUCUUCACCAUGGUAACAAACCUGGUGUUUUCCGCAAGCUUAUGGCAAAUAUUGAGGAGACUGUUGGUGUUGGGAAAGGUACCCCUAAAAUGUAUGCAACUAUUGAUCUCGAAAGGGCUAGAGUUGGGAGAACUAGAAUGAUAGAAAAUGAACCUUUGAACCCCAGAUGGUAUGAGUCAUUUCAUAUAUACUGUGCACAUUUGGCUUCAAAUAUUAUUUUCACUGUGAAAGAUGAUAAUCCUAUUGGAGCAACAUUGAUUGGUAGAGCAUAUGUACCUGUUGAGGAAAUCAUUGAUGGGGAAGAAGUUGACAAAUGGGUUGAAAUUCUUGAUAAAGAGAAGAACCCUCUAGAUAGUGGUGCUAAGAUUCAUGUGAAGUUGCAAUAUUUUGAAAUAGCCCAAGAAAAGAGUUUCAAUCAUGGUAUUAAAAGUGGAAAAUAUCCUGGAGUUCCAUACACAUUUUUCCCACAGAGGAAAGGAUGUAAGGUCUCUCUGUACCAGGAUGCUCAUGUCCCAGAUAACUUUAUUCCAAAAAUACCUCUUGCUGGUGGUAAGUAUUAUGAGCCUCACAGGUGUUGGGAAGAUAUUUUUGAUGCAAUUACCAAUGCAAAACACAUGAUUUACAUUACUGGAUGGUCUGUGUACACUGAGAUUUCCUUGGUAAGGGAUUCAAGGAGACCAAAGCCUGGUGGUGAUAUGACCGUCGGCGAGCUGCUUAAGAAGAAGGCAAAUGAAGGUGUGAAGGUCUGCAUGCUUGUGUGGGAUGACCGAACAUCUCUUAAUUUGUUGAAGAAGGAUGGUUUGAUGGGAACACAUGAUCAACAAACUGAGGAAUUCUUUCGUGAUACUGAGGUUCAUUGUGUCUUGUGUCCUCGAAACCCUGAUAAUGGUGGAAGCAUAGUUCAGGAUCUACAGAUUUCUACUAUGUUUACUCAUCACCAGAAGAUUGUUGUGGUUGACAGUGCGAUGCCUGGUGGAGACUCGGAGCAGAGGAGGCUGGUGAGUUUUGUUGGAGGUAUUGAUAUUUGUGAUGGGAGGUAUGAUACUCCUUUCCAUUCACUAUUUAGGACACUCGACACUGCACAUCAUGAUGAUUUCCAUCAACCUAACUUUCCCGAUGGUGCAAUUACAAAAGGCGGGCCUAGGGAACCUUGGCACGACAUUCACUCCCGUCUUGAAGGACCAAUUGCUUGGGAUGUCUUAUUCAAUUUUGAACAGAGAUGGAGAAAGCAGGGCGGGAAAGAUGUACUGGUUGCAUUGAGGGAACUUAAUGAUAUUAUACCUCCCUCACCAGUCACUUUCCAUGAUGACCCUGAAACUUGGCAUGUUCAGUUGUUUAGAUCAAUAGAUGGUGGUGCUGCUUUUGGUUUCCCCGACACACCUGAAGAUGCUGCCAAAGCAGGACUUGUCAGUGGUAAGGAUAACAUUAUUGAUCGAAGCAUCCAAGAUGCAUAUAUCCAUGCAAUUCGCCGAGCUAAGAAUUUCAUAUAUAUUGAAAAUCAGUAUUUCCUUGGAAGCUCUUUUGCAUGGGAACAGUCAGAUGAUAUCACGAAUGAAGAAAUAGGAGCCUUACAUUUGAUUCCCAAAGAACUCUCCUUAAAGAUAGUUAGCAAAAUCGAAGCAGGUGAGAGGUUUACUGUUUACAUAGUUCUUCCUAUGUGGCCAGAGGGAAUACCGGAAAGUGCAUCAGUUCAGGCUAUAUUAGACUGGCAAAGGAGGACUCUGUCAAUGAUGUACAAGGAUAUUAUUGCUGCUUUACGGGCUCAGGGUAGUGAUGAGGACCCAAGGAACUAUUUGACAUUUUUCUGCUUAGCCAACCGAGAGGUGAAGAAGAGUGGUGAAUAUGAACCUUCAGAACAGCCUGAACCGGACUCUAACUAUGAAAAAGCCCAGCAGAAUCGACGUUUUAUGAUCUAUGUCCAUUCCAAAAUGAUGAUUGUUGAUGAUGAAUACAUUAUUGUUGGAUCUGCCAACAUCAACCAAAGAUCAAUGGAUGGUGCAAGGGACUCAGAAAUAGCCAUGGGGGCUUACCAACCACACCACUUGGUAACAAGGAACCAACCGGCACAGGGUCAAAUUCAUGGUUUCCGAAUGUCCCUGUGGUAUGAGCAUCUUGGCAUGCUUGAUGACACGUUCACGCAUCCCGAAAGAAGCGAUUGCGCCGAGAAGGUAAACCGAGCUGCAGACAAAUACUGGGAUCUCUAUUCAAGCGAGUCUCUUGAGCGUGAUUUGCCAGGUCAUCUGCUUCGUUACCCUAUUGGUAUAACUAGUGAAGGAGAUAUCACAGAGCUUCCAGGGUCUGAGUUCUUCCCUGAUACCAAGGCACGGGUACUUGGUACUAAAUCUGACUAUCUCCCACCAAUCUUGACUACCUAAGUCAAUCUCCAUUGUGAGAGGUAAAAACCCUUUUUCUCAUGCUAUUGCGAAACAUACUGGAAUUAGCAGGAUAAUAAUAAAGUGGUGUUUUUGAGAUAGGUUGGUGAGUUGGACUUUCUACAGGUUGUUUAUUCAGGUUUUUACAAAUUUUUCCUUUUUAGUUUGAUCUUGGUGGUUACCAAAUCUUUGUACGAGUUUAUUUGCUUUGGUAACAGGUCACUGAGGCUUUUAAUGGCAAAAUAUGUAUUUGCUAUCUACUUAUGUAUUAUGUUGUGAGAGAUUUCUUGUUUUUGCCCAAUUUUGACUUGUUUACUCUUAAUUGAGGCGAUGAACUACAGUUUGCUAUAAUUAUUCCGAGUAUAUUUAAGCUUGUUUCAAAAAGUUUCA